This is a messenger RNA of Ahaetulla prasina, 2394 nucleotides long. RefSeq names its product platelet glycoprotein 4-like. The record is from RefSeq and is a predicted model, not a curated record. Gene Ontology annotation, molecular function: scavenger receptor activity; low-density lipoprotein particle binding; low-density lipoprotein particle receptor activity. Lineage: Eukaryota; Metazoa; Chordata; Lepidosauria; Squamata; Colubridae. The transcript has 14 exons. Gene Ontology annotation, cellular component: caveola; cell surface; cytoplasm. Gene Ontology annotation, biological process: lipid storage; receptor-mediated endocytosis; long-chain fatty acid import into cell. Bases 403 to 1821 code for a protein of 472 amino acids.
CACAGUUCCCCUCCCCUCCCCAAAAGCAGUUGUGAAUCGGAAAGGGGAGUGUGUUUGUGUGUGUGAAAGCAGGAGGUUAUAAAUUGUUAUAAAUAGCUAUGCAAUAUAAGUUCAGGACAUGUUCUGGCAAACCGGCUGGGAAGUUAAAUUGAAGAAGUAACCCACCCGGUCCCAUGACUUCGGGAUUUAUUAGGUCAGGAGGAUAGACGCUUUGGUGGCAGAAGGAAACCCUGGAUCGGAGUGACAACAGCGAUCUUGUUUUAAAGCCCGAGGCGUUAGAGAUCUGUUUUCACAGGCUUGGAAAAGCCCGCUGAGGUCUCCGUGAUACGUAUUUUUGAAGGAAUUUCGGAAGAAGAGUCACAUAAGAGGUCAAAGUAACGUCUUGCAACCGGGCGAAGAAGCAUGUGGUGUAAUCAGCGUUGCGGUUUGCUGACCGUAGCCCUCAUCGGGGCAGUGCUGGCCAUCCUUGGAGGAGUUUUGAUCCCGGUUGGAAAUCACUUUGUUGAGAAGACAAUAAAAAAGGAAUCGGUCAUUGAAAAGGGAACAGUUGCCUAUCAGAACUGGGUUGUUCCAGGAAGUCCCAUCUACCGACAGUUUUGGUUGUUUGAUGUCCAAAACCCAGAGGAUGUGAUGAUGAAUGGUUCAAAUCCAAUCCUUAAGGAGAAAGGUCCUUACACUUACAGGAUGCGCUACAAGGCCAAAGAAAACAUCUCCGAAUAUUUUGACCACACCCUCUCAUACCUCCAGCCAAAUAUCAUCCGUUUUGAACCCGAUAUGUCAGUCGGCUCGGAAAACGACACGGUCACCACCGUCAAUCUUGCUGUUGUGGCUGCACCAGCUUUGUUUAAAACUGGACUUAUUCAAGCCUUGAUGGAUAUCUGGAUGAAAGCAUCAAAAUCCAAUUUCCUCCAGACGAGGACUGUGAAAGAACUACUUUGGGGCUAUGAAGAUCCCUUCUUGAAGAAAAUCCCAAUGGUUAAAGUUAAGACAGUCGUGGGAGUGUUCUACCCUUACAAUGAAACAUUGGAUGGCCCUUACCAAAUUUACAGUGGGAAAGGUGAUUUAAACAAGAAAGGAAUUAUCGUCACUUUUAAUAAUAGCAGGACCGUUCCACACUGGAAAAGCUAUUGUGGUAUGGUGAAUGGCACGGAUGGGGCUUCGUUCCACCCUUUUAUGAACAAGAGUGAAGAGCUGCGUUUCUUUUCGUCCGAUAUUUGCAGGUCGAUGUCCGCAAACUUUGAAAGCGAGCAGACGGUGAAAGACAUCUUACUUUAUCGCUUCGUUAUCCCUCCAUCGGCCUUCGCGUCGCCCGUUAUCAAUCCCGACAAUAAUUGCUUCUGCACCGAUAUCGAGAUAAGCGAGAACUGUACAUUAGGUGGAGUUCUGGAUAUUAAGUCCUGCAAAGGAGGUAAGCCAGUCUACAUCUCACUGCCCCAUUUCCUGCAUGCGAGUAAGGAAUUUUUUCACUUUGUUGAGGGAUUGAAGCCAGAUGCGGAAGAACACAAAACCUUUCUGGAUAUAGAACCAACCACAGGAUUUACCUUGCACUUUGCCAAAAGGCUGCAGAUUAAUAUAUUGGUGAAACCGAACUUAAAAAUCACAGCACUAAAAAAAGUUAAACAUCACUUUAUCUUUCCUAUUUUGUGGCUGAAUGAGUCGGCUAUUAUCAGUGAUGAGAAAGCAGAUGUUUUCCGAUCCAAAGUGACCAACAAGAUCAAACUGCUGCACUUCCUUCAGCUGGCGCUAAUGAUCGUCGGAUCUGUGAUCUUCUUGGGAUUCCUAAUUGCUUUUUUCCUAUGCAAAGGGAAGAGCCCUAAAUAACCUGCAGGACGAUGCUGCUGGGGAAGCAUCCCUAUCUUCCAAUUUCAAGCGGAGAGUAGACCUUCCUUCCUGGGGUUGUUGGUUGUGCUCUGUGUAUGUAAAUAUCCUGGGGAAGACGCCUGCCGUACAAGCGGUGACAGAUAAGUCAUUUUUCCAACCAGAACUCCGCGGACAUUCAAGUGCUCUGUUUCCCUUCUAUCGGAAAGACUGGCACAAAACCUGAACUUCUGGGUCCCUCUGAAGAGAAUCCCAUUUUUGCCCCCUUCAGAAUGAAAUUCCACUUCGGAUUUGAAUUUGUUCUCCCACUUCUGCAGCUCGGCUGCCGUUUCCUCUGAGUUUCUGCACUUUUGGGAGCCGAAGAACGGGAACCGAAGCUACGCAGCUGAGCGGCUGGGCUGGGAAAGAAUUAUUAUUAUUUUUUCUUUGCCUCCCACCCCUCUGAAGAAAAAUAGACCUAGUUGUGUUUCUCUUCAAAAGCUGUGACUUUUGCUUUGUUUUGAAGGAGAGGGAGAAAGACCAACAAAUGUAGAAUAUUAAUUGCUAGUAAAGGACUUACCAAAAAAGUGUGUUUGG